CUAUGAACAUUCUAACUCAGUGUUCUGUAUUUUCUUGUAGCACUUUUUCUUUUUCACAUAUUUUUCUCUAACAAACAUUUUUAUUUUGAUGGUGUCAUACUGUUCUAUUAUUGGGAGGAGUUGUAUCAUUUCUAGCUAGUUACAUGUUGGAUUUUCAGUUCCCCUGGCUCUUUGCUGGGAACAACAGUGUGAUAAUGAAUGGUGCACAGGACCAUAUUAGUGUACUUUCUAGGUGAUCAGUAGGGUUCGGGUGAUGCUGGCAAAGUGAUCUCUCCAGAAUGGUUGAAACAACUCAUUUUUACCAAUCAUGUGAGUACAUUUUAAAUAGAUUUUAAUCCCCAAUGUAGAAUUUUUGUUGUCUACUCCCAGACUGAACAUUUUCUGAAAAUAGCUUCUGUAUAAAUGUUUGCCUUGGGUUUUGUUUUUCUAGUUGACUGUGUAACUAAUGGUGGAUAUUGCAGGUUUCCUGGAGAGUAUUGUUAGGUGGAGGUAACAGUAUGGCAUGACAGACAUCGGUUUGCGUUGUUGCAUUAAAUGUGCUCUGAACUGAUAAGACUGUUUCAGAAGGAAAGAGAAAGUAAGGAGGAAGAAAGAAGUGAGGAGAGGGGGAAAUUACCUGAUUGCUUCUCUAGAAGGCACACAGGGAAUACUGAGGGGUCACGUCCCAGCCUUCAGGCUGCCCUCGCCAGCAGCACAGAGCUUAGUCUGUGGAUUCUGAGUCCUCGGCGUGAGUCCACAAGAUGUGGCAGCGGAGUAGGCGUUGGCAUCACCGCAGUCAUGAUUGUGGUCCUGUGACUGGGCGCUGGGAGCCGCGGGUGGCGUUAUGUAAAUCCAUCUGUUGAAUCCUCAAGUCCAGGAGGUUCAGCAGCAUCAGAUGACCAUGAAUUUGAUCCAUCAGCUGACAUGCUGGUUCAUGAUUUUGAUGAUGAACGAACAUUAGAAGAGGAAGAAAUGAUGGAAGGAGAAACAAACUUCAGUUCUGAAAUAGAGGAUCUUGCAAGGGAAGGCGACAUGCCAAUUCAUGAACUUCUCAGCCUCUAUGGUUACAAUAGCACUGUUCGACUACCCGAAGAAGAUGAGGAAGAGGAGGAGGAGGAGGAGGAAGGUGAAGAUGAUGAAGACGCUGAUAAUGACGACAACAGUGGCUGCAGCGGGGAAAAUAAAGAAGAAAAUAUAAAGGACUCAUCAGGUCAGGAGGAUGAAACUCAGUCUUCCAAUGAUGACCCGUCACAAUCUGUUGCUUCUCAAGACGCCCAGGAAACCAUCCGCCCACGUCGCUGUAAAUAUUUUGAUACAAAUAGUGAAAUAGAAGAAGAAUCUGAAGAAGAUGAAGAUUAUAUUCCAUCAGAAGACUGGAAAAAGGAGAUUAUGGUGGGCUCCAUGUUUCAAGCAGAGAUCCCAGUUGGAAUGUGUAGGUACAAAGAAAAUGAAAAAGUGUAUGAAAAUGAUGACCAGCUCCUGUGGGACCCUGAGUACUUACCAGAAGACAAAGUGAUCGUGUUUCUUAAGGAUGCAUCCAGAAGAACAGGUGACGAGAAAGGUGUAGAAGCAAUUCCUGAAGGGUCUCAUAUAAAAGACAAUGAACAGGCUUUAUAUGAAUUGGUUAAGUGCAAUUUUGAUACAGAAGAAGCAUUGAGGAGGUUACGAUUUAAUGUAAAAGCAGCUAGAGAGGAAUUGUCUGUUUGGACAGAGGAAGAAUGUAGAAAUUUUGAACAAGGGCUGAAGGCCUAUGGAAAAGAUUUUCAUUUGAUUCAGGCUAAUAAAGUCCGAACAAGAUCAGUUGGGGAAUGUGUAGCCUUCUAUUAUAUGUGGAAAAAAUCCGAACGCUAUGAUUUCUUUGCUCAGCAAACGCGAUUUGGAAAAAAGAAAUACAACCUUCAUCCUGGUGUAACGGAUUACAUGGAUCGUCUUCUGGACGAGAGUGAGAGCGCUGCUUCCAGCCGUGCCCCGUCCCCACCCCCAACUGCCUCCAACAGCAGCAACAGCCAGUCUGAGAAGGAGGAGAGCACCGCGGGCACCCAGAACGGGAUGUCAUCUAAUGGACCGGGAGAAAUGGCGAACAAAGAAGAAGGAAAAAGUGAAGGGUUCCAUGUUAAUGGGCCAACAGGUGGACAUAAGAGACCACUGCACACAGAGAUGGACACCAAUGGCUAUGACGCAGAUAACCUUACCACUGACCCAAAACUUGCUCAUAUGACUGCAAGAAACGAAAAUGAUUUUGAUGAAAAAAGUGAGAGACCUGCCAAAAAGCGAAGGGUAAACAGCAAUGGAAAGGAAAGUCCGGGUUCUUCUGAAUUCUUCCAAGAAGCAAUGUCUCACGGAAAAUUUGAAGAACUUGAAAACACAGAUGACUAAAACUUAGACCUAUUUUACUUUCUUUGAGUAAUUCUGGUGUCACUAAAAUUUUCAGGGUUGAUGGGUUACCUUAAGUUGAUUUCCUUGAAGCUGUUGGUUUAAACAUGAAAAUAUGUGGUAACUUUAAGAAAUAAGAUUUCAUAAUUCUGCCUUUUACAAGUUCUUUUACUUCAAAACUGGCAAUGAUCCUUUUACGGAUAUAAAAAAAAAAGUUCAGUAAAUUUGAACAAACUAAACGUAAAUCUCUAUCUUCUCAUCCUGAUGUUUUGUCAUAAAAUUUCACUACAGGGUAAUUUUUUUCCUUUCAUACAGAGGAAUGAAAAAAAAAGUUCAGAUUUCUGUUUACACUAGUUUUCUGAGUUUCUUGAAUUGUCUGUGUAAUAGGCAUUUUUUGCUCCAUCUAAAUUGAAUGUCUUUAUUAAGGAAACCCUUAUAAAUCCUGAAAGUUAUGCUAGCAUGAUUUUUUUAUAUAUAGAAAUUUUAAAAUAAACCAAGUCAGGUUUGUAUAUGUAAAAUUGUUGACAUCAAUGAUGUCUUUCCAUAUUCUUAUCUGGGCUAAAGAAAUACAUUCUGUAUUUUUCCAGAUUCUUUGUAGCCUUUGAAAGAUUUUUACAAGUACAUAUGUCUUGACUGAGCUGUCCUUUCUUAAUACAAAAAGCUUGUAUAAUUUUCUUAACUUGUACAGUUGGUAAACUUUUAUGAAAGGAUUGAUAUUCUGAGUCCGUUGGCUUUCAUUUUAUUUUGCUAAGGUUUUUCUAAUGAAUUUUUAAGUGUUUGUGUAGUUAACUAAGUCACAUUUCUUAUCUAGGUGGUAAAAAAAAAAUUCAUAAAGGAUUAUGAAAAUUUUUUUCAAAUUUCUACCUAAGAACACAUAGUUUGAAAAUUCUGAAAUUAAGCAUGAUCCUUAGAUUGUACUGUUUAUUUUGCAUUUUUAUUAUUUUCAAAAUUAUUUUUGAAGCAAAACAAAGGUUUAAUGUCAGCAUGAGUGCUCAGAGUGUCAUGCUGACUAGAACCCUGUCGGGUUAUUUUUGUAUGUAUCAUCCAACUUCAUCAGACCACAGAGGCAAAGAUCAAGUGAGGCUUAGAUCCUGGCGCGCGCAGGGAGUCGCUCUCGGCAGGCAGCUUGUCAAUUCUGAGAGAAGAAAGUGGCAGAGUUUGAAGUUUGCAAACUUUGCCAAUUACAGUUGUUCAGGUUGAUGUUUUUCCAAAAU
Fukomys damarensis (Damara mole-rat) is the source of this 3566-nucleotide messenger RNA. It is a transcript of the gene Mier1, whose product is annotated as MIER1 transcriptional regulator. Gene Ontology annotation, cellular component: nucleoplasm. The transcript is spliced from 13 exons. Gene Ontology annotation, molecular function: histone deacetylase binding; transcription corepressor activity. Gene Ontology annotation, biological process: negative regulation of transcription by RNA polymerase II. The record is from RefSeq and is a predicted model, not a curated record. Lineage: Eukaryota; Metazoa; Chordata; Mammalia; Rodentia; Bathyergidae. The coding region runs from base 904 to 2355 and encodes 483 amino acids.